AUAUUUGAACGUACUGUUUAAAACUCGAACGUAAAUAAUGCAUGCGGGUGUAUAGAAAAGUAAAUUGGCUGAUAUAUACAUAAACAAAAUGUAUCCGUCUAUUUAAAAGCAAUUAAAAUAUCUCCCGACCUGUUAUUCAAUGAAUUAUCUCUUAAUUCAGUGAUUAGUAUCGCACAAUGGAAGCUGAUUCAACUACUUUGGACACCAGUCCGAAGGAUACAAAUUUUGUGCCAGUUUUCCCUUUCCCCGUUAGCCCAGGGAAUAACCAGCUCUACAACACUUUUUCAACUCACAGUGGUGAAAGGAGUCUCGAAUGGCAGAUUAUUGAGAAGCUGCAAGCACAUGGACUUCUGCCCAAAACAGUGAAGUGCCCCACAGGGAAGGCCGAGUGCAGAGUGGUGUGCAAAAAUGCCAGAGUUAUUGAUAGAGUCCAAUGGGUGUGUGAGCCAUGUGGGACUCGGCAGCCGGUGCGCCUUGGGUCUUUCUUCAUGAAGCUCCAGUGCUCCCUGCUGCAGGCUCUGCAAAUCAUCCUGGCGUGGAGCGAGGAUGCUGACAUCAUGCAGGCGGCACAGCACUUUGGAGUGAAAGAUCGCGUAGCAUCCGCCAUCUACAACAAGAUGGAUGACCUGGCCAUCAAGGCGCAGCUGAAGGACCAGCUAGGAGGCGAGAACAGUGUGGUGCUCGCCGAGAUGUACCCGGACUGCGUCAACAGGUUGUCUCCCGACACUACAGACACACCACAUGUGCAUAGGAUACUUAUGCUGGCUGACACUAAUCACAUACCUACUCGCUACUGGCUGCACGUCAUAAAAGAAGACAAUAAGAAAACACCAGCAAAUAGCUCAUUAGACUCAGAGCACCUAAGACCAACAGUAGAAGAGGUGGUGAAGAAGGCGACGCUACCCAAUUCAAUAAUAGUGACCGGGAACAGCGUACCCGCGAUAGAGGGCGCCUCCUCCACACAACAGCUGCUGCAGCACUGCGAUGCCGAUAUGCAACGUUUUCUGACUUCACGCAUUUGGCGCGGCGCUGUGACGCUAUGCGCGGCGUCCCGGGAGCUGUGCGCCGGCGCGGGCGCGGGCGCGGCGCAGUGCUGGGGCGCGGCGCAGCGCUACCUGCACGCGGCGCUGUACCGCGUCGCAAGAGCCGAGCUGUUCGCGCACGCGCUGCAGCUUAUCGCCGAUGAUACACUACACAAGUUGGAAUGAUACAUUAAUUUUAGCAUAGAUAGACCAAGGGUAUAAAACGCGGCUCGCGACCCACAUGCAACUCCCUAGAGGUAGGCAUGGUAUAAUAAUAUACUCCGCCUGGUACUCUCUUCCCGUCUUUUCGUGGUCACGUGACUGACACAAGCCUACGUCAUCAUGCGACAGCGCUAUAUGAUAAUAUGCGAUAGCGCUAUAUAAAGUGGCAAUGUUAUUGUGACGUAGGCUUGUGUCACUCUGGGAAGAGAAGACCAUGUUUUAUUAGACUACGGAGGUAGGUAAGGUUGCGGGCCUUCAUGCGACUAGCAAAAUUACAUUUCUGACCUCUUAAAACACCGUUUGCGGCUCCUUGACAUUCUUAAACUGGUGAUUUCUACUGCGGUUGGCUCAUCUUCGCAAAAGUUUCCCCACCCCCGUCCUGCCCACCCCUGGCAAAGACUAAUGAAAUAUGAGAAGAACGUGUAGUGCAAGAAGUUGCCAUUGAAAUGUUUACAGUUGAAGUAGAUGGCGCUGUACAGCUCAUACUAGAACAUAUUUUACAGUACAUAUGGUCCUAUUUUCCCGCACUAGUGCGUAAAAUUGCACUUUUCGUGUCUAUGUCAAAAGUGUAAAGAGCCAUAUGUACUGAAAAACGUUGUACGAUACACAUGCGAAUAGAUAAUUCGCAACUCGUGUCGAUUUAAAACACCCCCUUCGAUCGUGUUUUAAUUUAUCGCCACUCGUUUCGAAUUUCCUCUUUACCGCACUUGUAUCGUAAUAACUAUUUGAUAACUAGUCCUAGUUACCUGCCACAAAACAUUUGGUGCCGCAAAGCGCCAUUUACUUGAGCUGGCU
Messenger RNA from Cydia splendana, 2039 nucleotides. RefSeq lists its product as uncharacterized. The record is from RefSeq and is a predicted model, not a curated record. NCBI's taxonomy places the organism in Eukaryota, Metazoa, Arthropoda, Insecta, Lepidoptera, Tortricidae. The transcript has 7 exons. The coding region runs from base 177 to 1208 and encodes 343 amino acids.